Molecule: messenger RNA, 2744 nt
Organism: Alexandromys fortis (reed vole)
Lineage: Eukaryota; Metazoa; Chordata; Mammalia; Rodentia; Cricetidae
Gene: Esm1
Product: endothelial cell specific molecule 1
Exons: 2
Coding region: 960-1361 (133 amino acids)
Biological process (GO): angiogenesis; positive regulation of hepatocyte growth factor receptor signaling pathway
Cellular component (GO): extracellular region
Molecular function (GO): integrin binding; hepatocyte growth factor receptor binding
Source: RefSeq, a predicted model, not a curated record
GAUGCAAUCACGGACAAACAGACUGGGUGAUGGAUGAGCCUUUUCCCCAGGGAGUUUGGGGCAGGAGCAGCCCCAACUGAUGAGUUCUUCCAGAACUAAGUAAUUCAGAAACAAUGCAGGGACAACCUUACCUCCCUCUCUCUCUCUCUCUCUCUCUCUCUCUCUCUCUCUCUCUCUCUCUCUCUUUCUCUCGUAUUGAUUAAAGAAAUUGCUUAGCUUGUGGCAUAUCUAGCUAAACACAGUGACAGCCAGGAUAGACUUGACCACGAACAGCCUAAAUUGCUUUAGAAAUAACAAUUGAGGAGGCGCAUGGAAGGAAGCAAGAAGUCUUUAAAAGGCCUCUAUCCAAAUAUUUUCUUUCUUCUAAGUCUUGAAAAAACACAAUAUAACCAUUUCUUCUUCCAAAUGAUCUCACAAUUAUAUAUCGAGGAGAAAUACCAAGUGCUUAUUUUUAUUUGGUAGAUGCUUCUUCUGGCUUGAUUCAUGCCUGUGUCAGUCUCCCCAGGACUAAGGGACAGUGAAACAAAGCUGUAUCCCGAGUGUUAUGUCGGUAUCAGAACAAUUCCUGUGCAGAAGGGGGCUAUACGACCUUCCUUAUUCCCUCUUCGCAGACGUCCUUGAGUCCUUGAGACGGAUGUGAGCGGAGUUUUUCAGCCUUCAUGCAAAACAACCAUCUAAACAUAACAGAUGACAUCAGCUUGGGCUUUUCAAUUCCUGGAUGGCAGCGGCAUGUUAAUCCCAGCCUUCAUCCUGGAUUUCAUAAACUAAAACAAGAGAGGCUGGCAGGAGCUCAGCGCUGCCGCUGGGUUGAGGAAAUUGAUGACGGGGAAGCAUGCGGGCAACGCAGUGUAUAAAACUCAUAAACGUGUAGGCAGAAGCUCAGCUACUACUUUGGACGGCUGCUUCCCGCCAGCAAAGACCGCGACGGCAGGGAGCUGAGCCCGAGCCAGCUGGGAGACAUGAAGAGCCUCUUGCUGCUGACCACGCUCCUGGUACCUGUGCACCUGGCUAUGGCUUGGAGCGCCAAGUACGCGGUGGAUUGCCCAGAUCAGUGCGACAACAGUGAGUGCAGAAGUAGCCUGCGUUGCAAGAGGACAGUGCUGGAUGACUGUGGCUGCUGUCAGGUGUGCGCCGCGGGACCCGGGGAAACCUGCUACCGUACAGUCUCAGGCAUGGACGGCGUCAAGUGUGGUCCGGGGCUGAAAUGUCACUUUUACAGUGAGGAGGAUGAUUUCGGCGACGAGUUUGGUAUUUGCAAAGAGCGUGACGUGGCGUCUGGAGACGGCAAUGCGGUGAGAGAGGAGAUUGCUGAAGGGAACGCUGCUCGGCCCUCGGUAAUGAAAUGGUUAAAGCCGCGCUGAUCCUGCCUGAGAUCUGCUAAGAGAAGGCUCCACUUCAGUGACCAAGUUCAUCCACCAUUUUAAGAGCUGUCUAGAGCAUGGACUAUGGACAUGUAAUUUAUGGAGAUCAAGUGUGUUUCAGAGAGGAUCCAGAAAAAAAAAAUAGGCAAUAUACAACCCAUAAAACACGUAUGACUGAACACUUUUAGAUAUUGUUAAAUAUUUAAAUGUAUAUAGAUCUUUUAAAUGCCUGUGUGUAUGUGUGUGUGCGUGUGCGUGUGUGUGUAUGUGUGUGUGUGUGGUACCACCAAGGAACUAAACAUGCAACUGAUGUGGUCUAAAAGUUAAUAAGUAAAAGCUGGAGAAUCCGUGGGCCCUUUGGCUUGGGUUGUUGAGAUACACGUUGAAGAGAGUUAGGAGCGAGAGAGAAUGAGGGUGGUAGUAGGAGUAGGGUGUUAUAGCAUUUGGCUCUUCCUUGUGGUAGCUCAAAAUUUUUCAUUUUGUUUUAAUUUGGGGAAACAAAACCAGAAAAGCCUUAAAGGAAGUGAGAUACUGGAAGCUCCUGGGAGCCUGAGCAACUGCCUUGAAUGGAAAUACCAUCAUUAUAGGACCUGCACCUGAAGAGAGUGGGGGUGGGGGCGGGCAAAGGAUGAAUACGUACUCCCACUACUGGGUUAGUCACUGUGGGCCUUAAGAGAACUAGGAAGUAGUUUGCCUCCUGGGGGAUAGAACAGGGUGGAGGUGAAUAUUUAUGUAUUUUUCUAAGCAAAUCUGUUAGUUUAAAUAUUUCUCCAACACCCAUCUUUCCCCCAUAUAUUAAGGAAAUUACACUAACGUUGUUUGUUUAAAAUGAUUAGGAAAAAAACGCGUAUAACAUAUAUGGUUCUCAAACAUCCAUAUAUGGAAAACUUGUUACUGAUGAUUACAUUGAUAUUAAUAAACAUGCAGUUACCGUAGGCUUAUAAAAUGUUGGAAAAUGAAAAACUAAUUUUUCUUCGGUGAAAUUUAGAUUUAAAUCAGAAAAUAAAUUUUUAGAUAAAUUGGGAAAGGAGAGUUACUUUUCACCAGGAAACAUAUUGAUUUAAGAUAUUGUUUAUUCAUUUUUUUAUCCUUUUAAACUUGGUAGAUGACUGGAACUGGAAUUACACAUGGGAGAACCUUAGCACAAAAAGGACUGUUGUACUAGGCGAUGCGGGGAAAUAUUUGUAAAAGUAUUUUAUUUAGAGUGAAGAACUUAUUUAAGACUUAUUUCAUUAUUUACUUAUAUUUUACUCUUGAGGUUUGCCAACAGAGUUGUGAAUGUAUAAAAGAUCUCUGAAUGUAAACAGAAUAGGCUGUUAGGGAUUUUUUGUUUGUUGAAGAACAGUUUAUUAUUGUUUAAUAAAAAUGCCACAGUUGUUCCAA